Molecule: messenger RNA, 468 nt
Organism: Rotaria sp. Silwood2
Lineage: Eukaryota; Metazoa; Rotifera; Eurotatoria; Philodinida; Philodinidae
Source: the annotation of a GenBank genome assembly
AUGAAAUCGAUCGGCUCUCAAUUUCUUCAAAAAGGUUCAUUUAUUUUCCCGACCUAUUUUAUCACAAUUUUUGACUACACUCAAUUGUGUCUACCACAUCACACCAAAGCAUCAUUGUUCAUUCUCCAUCAUACUUAUAUUGGUAUUGCUAUAUCAUUAUGUGGCAUGGGCUACUUAAUACUAUGGACAUUAGCUUGCUGGGAUUCACGACGUCACCGAUAUUUGAGCGACAUUAUAUGGGUGAAAUGUGUUGAAGUUUUAACAUGUCGUCAUGAACGAGCAUCUUUGAUGCUGUUUAUUCUUUUAUGUUUAGCUGUUAUUCUAAUAGGUGUCUAUGGCAUGUUUGUAUGGAUAACAUCAUUGAUGGAAUCUGUUUUAACAACAAAAGCAGUUUUAAUAGGUUUCCAUUUUACUCUUGGUAUCGUUCAUGAUAUAAUGAAACAUUGUAAACAUUAUGAAAACUUUUAG